GUGAAGCACAGAGACUAUGAAAAGGAACAAGGAAAAGGAAUGAUUUAACAACACUGACUUUUAUCAUUUCUUUUCACAGUCAUUCAGUUCCUCGGACAAGACAGAAUGGAACGAUAUUGAAUGCUUUGGAGAUGGACGUGCUUUGGGCAUUAACAGUUUUACUGUAUUCUUCAGGCAGCUUAUGAAGCCAAUGGACUGAAAGAGGAAGCGUGUUUUGUAGUUAAAAUAGAUCAGCUUCUCUGAAUCUUCAGGAUGACCAAAGAUGACAAGAACACAGAGUGGGUGGGUGGACAAGAGUUCUACGAUAAAUAUGAACCUAAGGAGAUCCUAGGAAGAGGUGUAAGUAGUGUGGUUCGCCGCUGCGUGGACAAGCGAACCGGUCAGGAGUAUGCUGUAAAGAUUAUAGACAUCAUGCCAUCAGACAAAAUGAGCACCCAGGAGGUACAAGAGAUUCAAGAGGCCACGAUAAAAGAGAUUGACAUCCUUCGGAAAGUCUCCGGACAGAAGAACAUAAUUCAGCUGAAAGACUGCUUUGAGUCCAAGGCCUUCUUCUUUUUAGUUUUUGACCUGAUGAAGAAGGGAGAGCUGUUUGAUUACCUCACAGAGAAAGUGACUCUGAGUGAGAAAGAGACAAGAAAGAUCAUGCGUGCUCUCCUAGAGGUGGUGGAGUUCCUUCAUACCCAUAACAUAGUCCACAGAGACCUAAAGCCAGAAAACAUCUUGCUAGAUGAUGGCAUGAUCAUUAAGCUGACCGACUUUGGCUUCUCCCUUCAGAUAGAACCAGGGCAGAGGCUGAAUGAGGUUUGUGGAACUCCAGGUUACUUAGCUCCGGAAAUUAUCGAGUGCUCCAUGGACCCCAAUCAUGCAGGCUAUGGACCUGCUAUUGACCUGUGGAGCGUUGGGGUAAUCAUGUACACUCUAUUGGCUGGAUCACCCCCAUUUUGGCACAGGAAGCAGAUGCUGAUGCUGCGAAUGAUUCUGGAUGGGAAAUACGACUUCAGCUCUCCAGAGUGGGAGGACCGCUCAGACACUGUGAAAGACCUGAUUUCCAGGUUACUGGUGGUAGAUCCAAGAAGCCGCUACACAGCCACAGAGGCCCUGAACCACUCUUUCUUCCAGCAGUAUGAAGUCACAGAAGUCCGUCAUUUCAGCCCUUACAGGAAGUUCAAGGUUAUCUGCCUGACCGUUCUGGCCACCAUGCGCAUCUACUGUAACUAUCGCCGGGCCAAACCUGUGACUAAGGAAGUGAUUCGCAGUGACCCAUAUGCCAUCAAACCGCUGCGGAAGAUGAUCGAUGCCUGUGCCUUUAAAAUCUACGGUCAUUGGGUGAAGAAAGGACAGACUCAAAAUAGAGCAGCUCUAUUUGAGAACACUCCCAAAUUCAUCCUGCUGUCUAUUGCUGCUGAGGAGAGCGAUACGUCCUUGAGGACUCUGUGAGACAAGCCCACAUGACUGCGAAAAGGAAACUUCAGAAUGAAUAAUCAAAUGAAGCAUUAUGCAAGAUGAAAAUUGAGUAAUGCCCCCAAAGCAGUGGUUCUCUAAGUGGGUCCCUGAUAUUUUAAUUUGGUGUGUGAAAACAUAACUCACCAUUAUUAAAAUUAUUACAUUUAUUAUUGAGUGCUUAUGGUUGUUAGCCUGUUUGACUAGCACUUGAACUGGUUUUUAUCCAAACCUAUAUCCAUACCAACAACUCAAAAACAAGUAGCAAGUAAAUAAUGUUAACUUGAACCUAACGUGUCCUGUCAGUGGAAAAUCAGGACUAGAAUGCUCUAUAGCUCUAAUCAGUAAACAAAUAUUGUUGUACACAAUUAUAUAAUGUUCCUAAAAUAAAUCUGUCCCUGGCUACAAAGAGUUUGAGAACCACUGCUCUAAAAUGAUUUCAUACAAAUGUUGCAUUAUCAAAGGUUCUGCAAAUUGCAAAUUCUGAGCCACUGGGGGGCACUGCCUCACAAUUACCUACAGUUUAUUUAUUAACAAAUAAAAAUGAAAAAAAUAUAUUAAAAAAAAAAAAAUAUAUAUAUAUAUAUAUAUAUAUAUAUAUAUAUAUAUAUAUAUAUAUAUAUAUAUAUAUAUAUAUUUUUUUUUUUUUUCACACACAUUAGGGCCACACAAUAUCCCAUAUUCUAACCAUGAUCAUGCUCAUAACUUUUGGUUUCCUCAGUUAAUUAGACAUAACUCACUGUGAUUGCUAUUGUUGAGCUUGGAAAACUUAAAUAAUUGCCUGUCAUUGGGUUUAGCAUUGGGUUUCCUUCGUUCUUUUUGGUUUGUUGUCUGCUUGUGUUUAUUUUAGCACUUAAAAUUUUUUUGUUUGGUUUAUGUGAUGAGAGCAAUUUUAUUUUAAUCUAAAUGAGUUACACAUAUGAAGGAAUGUACAGUGAAAAAUGGAGGUUGAUUUAUGGGUGAUUCCACGAUUAGGGUGCCAGUUAUGUCCCAUUUUUUAAUAUUAACAAAUAUGUAUGUAAAGGAAAAACAGACAAUUGAAACAAGUGAAGUGUCCUUCAAAACAACCUAGGUGAACACUUCAGAAAAAUCACUUUAUUCUUCUAAGUAAAGCAUUAAAUGUGCUUAACGUCCUCAUGCCAGUAGCAUGCAUGCUAGUUAAGUACAUUUAUUUGCUAAUUCUAUGCUUUUCAAAAAAACUCAACCAUUUAAGAGCAAAGCAAACAUUAUAAAAAAUGAGAUUGUAGCCUGAGACGGUCUCACCAUUGAAUGCUUAAAAUGCAGGCUGCCGGAGGUUCAAUGUUGAAAGAAUAUUGAAAAUAAUUUUGACACCCCAAUCAUGGAAUCAUGUUCCUAAAUUGUCUGAAUAAUUAUGAUCAGUCACUGUAAGUUCAAUAUAGAGCAAAAACUUAGGAGCUAGUGAGCAGUGAGCAUACAUGUAGAAUCUAUUGUAUUAACCUUUAAAAUAAUUUAAAAACAUAAAUAUGAUAAUAAUAAUAAUAAUAAUAAUAAUAAUAAUAAUGUUAAAAAUGCUGUUUUUAUUUUCACAGUGCUAAGUGGAAUGAUUUUCCAUAAUCAAUGUCUGGUUCUGGUCUCCACAGGAGAGAUGCAUUAUUAAAGUGUCUGACUGCUGACAUAAUCAUUGAUUUGUUCUCACAACUCAGUUUUUCCUUUGCUCUUGCUCUGUUUUCUGGUCUUGAAGUCUGAUGCACAGCGAAAGCCCAAGUUGUCCGACGCUGAAUCUGGCGUGUUGCCCAUUCUACAGAUAAAGCCAAGGUAGAGGGAAAAAUUAUUCCUCAUAAACCACAAUGAUGAAGUGUGUCUAUAAAGGUACAGAGGAAGAAGAUAAAAUGUAAUAAACAGUAUGUUUGAAGAGCAGCUAGUAAGAGGAAGUCAGUACUGACCGGGUGGUGACACGUGCCCUGUGAUUGGCUGAUCCAUCAGCUGUGUCGAUCCAUGACGCCCCGCGCAGGACAUACAUGAUCUGAGGAGUCUCCAGUGUCAGCGCUUUGAAACAGUCAGCGAUAAAGCAAUAAAGAUACAGGAAAGUCUUCAGCACAGACAGCUUUGCAGUUUGAGACUGACCUGCCACAAAUUGGUGCGAUUUUGGAGGAACUUGUUGCCCCAUGGGUACGUCCUUCCUGAAACACACAUUGGAAGGAUUGGAAUCAUUAACAACAAGCCCCCAAAGUGAAGAGAACUCUUUGGUAAUGCUGAUUGACAUGUGGUUUACCAUCCAGCCCUCCACGUGCAGCUAUUUCCCACUCCUCUUCACUGGGCAGCCUUUUCUUCUUCCACUUACAGUAAGCGAGCAUCGUUCCAGCUCACCUGCACCACCGGAGAGUCUAGACAGUCUUUGAUGGUAGAAUUUGGUCCACUUGGCUACAGUUGAUGAGGAAAAAAAAAAGAUUGUGUCAGUAAACCUCAAUACUGAAGUCUUGAAUGAAAAAGUCGUGCAAGAAGAAAUUAGUAAAUUACCUGUCUCCAAAAUGCUUUCUCAACUGGCAACCACCAGGGUGCAGACUAAAAGGGGAUGACAAAUAAAAAUGUAGAUAAAAUGACUCGAAAUUGGAGUA
Pangasianodon hypophthalmus (striped catfish) is the source of this 4016-nucleotide messenger RNA. It is a transcript of the gene phkg1b, whose product is annotated as phosphorylase kinase, gamma 1b (muscle). Gene Ontology annotation, cellular component: phosphorylase kinase complex. The record is from RefSeq and is a predicted model, not a curated record. Bases 253 to 1437 code for a protein of 394 amino acids. Lineage: Eukaryota; Metazoa; Chordata; Actinopteri; Siluriformes; Pangasiidae. The transcript has 12 exons. Gene Ontology annotation, molecular function: ATP binding; phosphorylase kinase activity; calmodulin binding. Gene Ontology annotation, biological process: protein phosphorylation; glycogen biosynthetic process.